Messenger RNA from Elaeis guineensis (African oil palm), 1443 nucleotides. RefSeq lists its product as uncharacterized. NCBI's taxonomy places the organism in Eukaryota, Viridiplantae, Streptophyta, Magnoliopsida, Arecales, Arecaceae. Gene Ontology annotation, molecular function: protein heterodimerization activity; DNA-binding transcription activator activity, RNA polymerase II-specific; RNA polymerase II cis-regulatory region sequence-specific DNA binding. The record is from RefSeq and is a predicted model, not a curated record. Gene Ontology annotation, biological process: regulation of transcription by RNA polymerase II. Gene Ontology annotation, cellular component: CCAAT-binding factor complex.
UCGAGCGUGCCACAUGGAUUGACUAGUGAGGGCAUUAUAAGGAGCCUCAUCCUGACGAAGUUCGCCAUCCCUACCCGCCCAGUGAGAAGGAAAGAAGAGUGAGAAGAGAGAGAGGGAGAGAACAAUGGCAGGAGGUGGUGAUGCCAACCCAGUUUUCCCACGGCUACCAAGGAUCAGCUCUGCAUUCUUUGGUCAAACAACGUUUCCAUGGCCUCACACGCGAAAAAAAAGUGCUGCUCAUCGCUUAACAGCCAAUCCGCUUCACGAGAACCGGCCACCUGCCCUCAUGCAAACAAGCCAAAAGCCACGAGUCCUCGUGGCACAGGAUACACGAGCGGCACUUCCAACGCCUCUCUUCUCUACCUUCCUAAAACUCUAUUCCUUUGCUCUGACCGAACUGUUUUGGCUUGCAGGAACGGCCUGGCCAUUCGCCGACGGGAUCAACGCGAGCCAGACGGGUCCCGCCGGAGUCCUGCAGGCCGGUUCAGCCGCCGGGACCACGGUCAGUCCCGGCGGGGCCGCCACCGUCCCCGCAGCCCAGCCCCCGGUCAACCUCCGGGGACAGGAGCAUUUCAUGCCGAUCGCCAACGUCAUCCGUAUCAUGCGCAUGAUCCUCCCGAUGCAUGCAAAGAUUUCCGACGACGCCAAAGUGACGAUCCUGGAGUGCGUGUCGGAAUACAUCAGCUUCAUCACCGGCGAGGCCAACCAGCGGUGCCAGCGGGAGCAGCGCAAGACCAUCGCCGCCGAAGACGUGAUCUGGGCCAUGGGAAAGCUUGGCUUCGACGACUACGUCGGUCCCCUCAGACGGUACUUGCAGCGCUACCGUGAGAUUGAGGGCGACCACCGCAUCGGCCUCCAAGGCGGCGACCAUUUUCCGAUCGUCAAGCAACGCCGCCACCCCCAGAACACAGCCGCCCCAUCGGUCUGUUCACAGCCGCCCCUGAUGUGCUCAUCGAUGCCCCGGCUGCUACCUUCAUCGAGCCUCAUGAUGCCACCAACUGCGCCACCCCUUCGCUUCAACCAUCUCUGUGGCGAAGGCUCAGGUUCGGGCUACUUCCUCGGGAUGUAUGGGGGUGACGAUGGUGCGGGGGCGAGCGACUCCCAGGCUCCGCCCAUGGCUGACUUCUUUCCCUAGAAAUCGUCAAGUAUAUAUGUGUAUAUAUAUAUAUAUAUAUAUAGUAGUGUGCAGAUGACUGGAGGGUAGGGAAGGUCUUCUCUGUGGAACUAGUCACAAAGAUGAGAAAGUGGACGAGCUUUGUGUGUUUUUGACUUGGGGAGGGGUGAUACUUGGGGUUUGUUGGGAAGGGAUGGGAACUGGAACUUGUGGGAAGAGGGUGGCGAACAUGAUCAUUUUAGGGGUGUGGUUUUCUCCCUUCGUCGCACUGUGAUGAGUGGAGACUAUGUUUUUCAAAUUAGCUAAUGAAAGAAGACCAACUUCGGCAC